Molecule: messenger RNA, 999 nt
Organism: Pieris macdunnoughi
Lineage: Eukaryota; Metazoa; Arthropoda; Insecta; Lepidoptera; Pieridae
Source: the annotation of a GenBank genome assembly
AUGCGUAUCUUUCCCACAGGAACUCUUACAGUAGAAGAGGUGUACAAAGACAGAGACCAGUUCGCGGGUCUGGUGCGCGAAGUGGCGGCUCCAGACGUCGGUCGGAUGGGCAUCGAGAUCCUCUCGUUCACGAUCAAGGACGUCUACGAUGACGUGCAGUACUUGGCCAGCUUGGGCAAGGCGCAGACGGCGGUUGUCAAAAGAGACGCGGAUAUUGGAGUAGCACAGGCUAAUAGAGAUGCUGGAAUACGGGAAGCCGAAUGCGAAAAGAACGCAAUGGAUGUGAAAUAUUCAAUGGACACGAGAAUCGAAGAUAACUCUAGGCUGUUCAAGCUGCAGAAGGCUCACUUCGAUCAGGAAGUCAAUACUGCUAAAGCCGAGGCCGCUUUAGCAUACGAAUUGCAGGCUGCGAAAAUCAAACAGAAGAUACGAAACGAAGAGAUUCAGAUCGAAGUCGUGGAGCGUCGCAAACAAAUUGAGGUGGAACAACAAGAGAUUCUACGCCGCGAGGAAGAGUUGAAGUCAACGGUUCGUUUGCCUGCUGAAGCAGAAGCUUACAGGCUACAAGCGAUCGCCGAGGGAAAACGUACUCAAACAGUGGAAGCCGCCAAGGCAGACGCGGAACGUAUCAAGGUGCUUGGUCUAGCUGAGGCCACAGCUAUUGGGGACGUUGGUAAAGCUGAUGCUGAGAGGAUGUUGGCAAAGGCCAGGGUGUACAGGCAGUAUGGAAAUGCGGCCAUCAUGGCUUUGGUUCUUGAAGCUUUGCCAAAGAUUGCAGCCGAGGUAUCGGCUCCUCUAGCGAAGACAGAUGAAAUAGUCCUCGUUGGAGACAAUGGGGCAACUGGGGAAAUGGCCCGACUGGCUGGAGGCAUUCCACCCGCAGUACGAACACUUACUGGCCUGGAUAUUAACCAGGUGUUGAAGAGACUUCAUCCGAGUGCACCAGAUGCGUCUCCAUUGGCAGCAGCCAGUAAGAAGAAAGAAGUUGCAGCUUGCUAA